AUGAUGAUGAUAAUGAAGCGUUCAGCACCCUCGACGGUAAUCACCACGCAAAGUCCAAAGAAAAGAUCAGCUACUGCUUCAGGACCCAAGUAUGAGGAAAUCAAAAUUGUGAUGUACAACCCCACUACGGGUAAAAGCAAUGUGGAAAAGUCUGCGUCCGCCCAUCCACUUACACUCGCACCAGCCAAAGCCAAAGCCAAAGCCAAAGCCAAAGCCAAAGCCAAAGCUCAGCCCGCCCAGCAACGCAUACGAGGAGCAUGGGGUCUGGAAAGAGAAGUGGCACUGAUGCAAGCCUAUAGCAUCCAUAAACCAUUUGCUGCUACAGGUGCACAGACAAUAAAAGCCUGGGAGGAUGUCCAAGAGGCCGUAAACACGAUCGACUUUGGACGCAGGAACCCGUUAGCUAUAAAAAGCAUCAAGCGGAAGAAGAAUGAACUAUUCAAACGCUUUCGACCAGCCUUUGAACAGCACCAUGAUAAAGAAAUUUCGGCUGAAAAUACCACGAUUCAAGAUACACUUGAAAAAGUACUAUAUACUGCAAUGAAAGAUGAACAAGACAGCCAACUAAUACGGACAGCUGAAGAUCAGUCAGCCUUAGUCAAAAGAAAGAACAAAAAAGAUAAAACCAAAGUUCAGCGAUUAUCCGAUCUUUGUGUAGAUAGCCUAAGCGCCAGUCACGAUGCAUUUGAUUCUGAACCUUCAGACACUACCGAAGACACACUUGCACAAAACGAUAACCUAACAGGUGGAAUAACUUCUCGGCUAUUGGAACACCAACAUCGUGUCAUAGAAAGACAAGGAGUUGCACAAAAUCUCCUACUAGCUUCACUCAAACAGUUUACUGAGUCAAAUCUAUCACUUGUCAACUCUCUUUCAUCAAUAGCUGCUUCUCUUUCAAUUCUUGUUGAAUAUUCUACAAGUGCUUUUCAAAGUUCCAUGACUUUUGUUACAGACAAGUUAUUGAGAAUUGCUUAA
Phycomyces blakesleeanus NRRL 1555(-) is the source of this 975-nucleotide messenger RNA. RefSeq lists its product as hypothetical. The record is from RefSeq and is a predicted model, not a curated record. Bases 1 to 975 code for a protein of 324 amino acids. NCBI's taxonomy places the organism in Eukaryota, Fungi, Mucoromycota, Mucoromycetes, Mucorales, Phycomycetaceae. The transcript has 4 exons.